Glossina fuscipes is the source of this 546-nucleotide messenger RNA. RefSeq lists its product as uncharacterized. The transcript is spliced from 4 exons. Bases 25 to 459 code for a protein of 144 amino acids. The record is from RefSeq and is a predicted model, not a curated record. NCBI's taxonomy places the organism in Eukaryota, Metazoa, Arthropoda, Insecta, Diptera, Glossinidae.
ACGUGACACAUCGUACUGUUCGCAAUGCUCACAAAUACGAACUAUUGCCUUGCUUUCUUACUCUUGCUUGUGACAUGUUCCGUAACUGCCCUUCGAUGUUAUACCUGCAGCUAUACGAACGGUGGAUUAGAUAAAUCAUGUAUUUUAGAUCCCGAAUCUACUCAUAAAAUUACCAAUUGUUCCAAAAUGUAUUGCAUUAUUGUUCGUCAAGAGCUAGUGCAUCCUGCAGGUCAGGUGGCCUCAUUUAUUCGCGAUUGUCAGGAUAAACCAUUGUAUUUGAAUGCUGUAAAAACAGAUGCAACAUUUAAAACAUAUCACCGUUCGUGUACUUCGGAUCUGUGCAACGAUUCUGACGGCACGCACGCCGCCACAAAUGUGGAUCCUAACUUUGGUGCUGCAGCUAACAUGAUAAUUAAAGGUAAACUUUCAUACUAUGGUGCGAAGGCUUAUAAAAAUUGAAAAACUCUAAAUACAUUAUGCAAGCGAAUCUUGCCGCUACUGUACUUGACCAUAUACGGAGAUGAAUUAAAGGGGACACUAUCUUUA